Molecule: messenger RNA, 696 nt
Organism: Funneliformis caledonium
Lineage: Eukaryota; Fungi; Glomeromycota; Glomeromycetes; Glomerales; Glomeraceae
Source: the annotation of a GenBank genome assembly
AUGGCAACGUAUGAAUCCAUCGUGCGAAAUCUAGACACUCUCACGUCCUCACGUCGACGUAUACUUAUAAAAGUCUUAAUAAUUUCCACCAUAUCUCUGCGUCUAUCCAUACCUAAUAACCCACCGGAUACAAAAACGCUUGAUACUCGAUGGUUGUUGGCACGUACUAUUGAAAAUUUAUGUGUCCGUAACCUCUACUCUGAAGAGACCCUGAAUGUAAAUGAACACCCAUCCGAGUAUGCUUUUCAAUCUGAGUUUGCUAUCCUCUUCAAGAAUAUACUUAGCCAUGUAUAUCCAAGUUUGCGAUACAGAGUUUUGGUCGAAGCAAAGGAGUAUGUGGAAAGUGACAUCCGCCGUCAGCGUUUAGACCUCCUCAUCCGUGACGGUUCUACACUGCCCACAUAUGGCUUUGAACUUGUCGUUUCAGCAAGCAAGACGAAAUUUAAAAACGACAUCAAACGUUCGCAACACUACGGGAAAAUCCAUAAUUGUAUUAUGUUCAUGGUUAACCUAUGUCCCAAUCCCAUACUGGGUUCUUAUUUCGGAGAAAGUGAUGAGCAGUUUGAGGAUAAUGAUGAGGACGAGAAAGUGGAGGAGUAUGAAGAGUAUGAGGAGUAUGAGAGGGUUACUGUAAAUCCGCAUGUUCUUCAACAGAACAUAGUCUAUUCGACAGUUAAGACACCUGAAAUUGAAAAA